Molecule: messenger RNA, 300 nt
Organism: Ilex paraguariensis (yerba mate)
Lineage: Eukaryota; Viridiplantae; Streptophyta; Magnoliopsida; Aquifoliales; Aquifoliaceae
Source: the annotation of a GenBank genome assembly
AUGCCAGUGACUAAGGCAGGAGCUCUCAGAUCUCACAAGGGUUUUGUGCACCUGGCAUUGCAAUCACGACGCCCAAUUGUUCCAAUCGUCUUGACAGGCACCCAUCUAGCAUGGAGAAAGGGCAGCUUUCAUCUUCGGGCAGCGCCGCUAACUGUAAAAUAUCUUCCUCCAAUAAGAACUGAUGAUUGGACUGCAGAUAAGAUUGAGGACUACGUGAAAAUGGUACAUGAUGUUUAUGUCAAAAACCUCCCAAAAUCGCAAAGGCCUGCUGUAAUAGAAGGAGCUGGUUUUAGUUCAUAG